Molecule: messenger RNA, 3447 nt
Organism: Musa acuminata AAA Group (dessert banana)
Lineage: Eukaryota; Viridiplantae; Streptophyta; Magnoliopsida; Zingiberales; Musaceae
Product: cysteine-rich receptor-like protein kinase 6
Exons: 13
Coding region: 63-3305 (1080 amino acids)
Biological process (GO): protein phosphorylation
Cellular component (GO): plasma membrane
Molecular function (GO): ATP binding; protein serine/threonine kinase activity
Source: RefSeq, a predicted model, not a curated record
CUACGUCUCUCUAUGCUCUCUCCACGGUAUCCGAAAAACAACGGAGGACAACCAGUUGCACGAUGCAUUCCUGGAAUUACUUCCGGAUACUUGCGCAGCUCCUCUUCCUCCUCUCCCUCUAUAACGCACGCCUCACUGUAUCUUGGGAAACGUGUCCAACAGACUCCAACUUUACCAUCAACAGCACCUACCAAUCCAACCUCAACCUCCUCCUCCUCCCGUCCCUCACCUCGGCCACCGUCUCCUCCGGAUACGCGAACAGAUCUGCAGGGAGUUCCCCAGACCAAGUCUUCGGCCUGGCGCUUUGCCAACUCGACGUUUCUCAAGAUAAAUGCCAAGCUUGCCUCGCCACCGCCGUCGACACCCUCCAUAGUCGCUGCCCCUACGCAAAAGAUGCGGCUACCUGGGGAGAUCACUGCUUCCUUGCUUACUCCAACACAAAUUUCUCGGCCGAGAGCAACAAAUCAUCCUUUUACCAAAUCUUAUACAACGUAGGAGAAGUUUCGGAGACGUCGAGAUUCGUGGAUCUGGUGGGGGAAUUGAUGAAUGCCCUCAUCAACUGGGCUGCCUACAAGACGGACAGCAUGUUCGCCAUUGGACAAGCCAACUUUACGAGCGCCACCAAUCUGUAUGGAUUGGUGCAGUGCACCAGGGAUCAGUCUGAUGAUGACUGCUUUCAGUGUCUUCGGCAGUCGUUGGCUUCAAUGCAGAGUUGUUGCUGGAAAAACCAGGGAGGAGUCGUGUUGAAGUACAGGUGCUUCUUGAGGUACGAGACCUAUUCAUACUAUAAUAUGUCAGUCCCGACAUCUCCACUGCCUCCGCUGUCAUCUGCACUCUCUUCGGCACCUCCGCCUGGCGCUACAGCCAAUCCACCGCCUCCGCCUGCUGUGGUGGACUCCAACUCUUCGUCAUCAUCAGCGAGAGAUGCAGGAAAAAAGCAGAACUCUAAAAUAGUAGUGGCUGUCGUCAUCCCCAUCCUCGGUGCUGUGAUGCUUGUGGCAGCGCUUUUGAUUUUUUUGUGGAGGACGAAAAUAUUUGCCAGAAAGUCGAAUGUUGGAGGAGCGAAAAGUCAAAAGGCAAACUCUCUGUUAUUUGAUUUUGAGACACUGAAGGUUGCAACCAAUAACUUCUCGGACGCAAACAAGCUUGGAGAAGGGGGAUUUGGACCGGUUUAUAAGGGCGUACUAUCAGGUGGCCGGGAAAUAGCUGUGAAAAGACUCGCAAGAAGCUCACAGCAAGGAUUUGCAGAGCUAAGAAACGAGGUUGCAUUUGUUGCUAAGCUUCAGCAUAGAAAUCUUGUGAGGCUCAUCGGUUUUUGCUCGGAAGAAGAGAAGCUACUCGUCUAUGAGUUCCUCCCAAACAGAAGCCUAGACAAAAUUUUGUUUGAUCCCACAAAAUGUGGUCAACUAAACUGGGAAAGGCGCUACAAGAUCAUCGAAGGGAUUGCAAGAGGACUUCUUUACCUUCAUGAGGAUUCCCGCCUAAGGAUUAUUCAUCGAGAUCUAAAACCCGGUAAUAUCUUGCUGGAUCAGCACAUGAACCCCAAGAUAUCUGACUUUGGUCUUUCAAAGCUGUUGGUCGACCAAGACAGAUCAAAAGAGAGUGCUAGCCGAAUAGUUGGAACCAACGGAUACAUUGCUCCAGAGUAUGCUUUGCAUCGGCACUUCUCGGACAAAUCAGAUGUGUACAGCUACGGAGUGUUGGUGCUUGAGAUUAUAACUGGUCGAAGAAUCAGCGAGUUUCGUGGAUCAGGUCAUCGCGCAAACCUGCAGAGCUAUGCAUGGAAGUACUGGAACAAAGGGAAGGCGUUGCAGAUAGUGGAUCAAAACUUAUGUGGCAGGUUUCAAAGGGAAGAAGCUUUGCGAUGCAUACGCACGGCGUUACUGUGCGUUCAAGAAAACCCUACGAAGAGACCCACCAUAGCAUCGGUUGUUUUCAUGCUAAGCAGUUCCUCGAUGACUACUCCAUCUCUUUCUGCUCCUGGGUUUCUCAUCGAGAGAAGUAGAACCACUGAUUCAAAUGAAUCCAUGGGAAAUAGAGUUCCAGAAAUCAAGAACGAGGGAGAAGGCAGUUCAACGUCAAUAAAUGAAGUCUCAGUUACUGUAAUGGAACGAAAAAAGCAGAACUCUAAAAUAGUAGUGGCUGUCGUCAUCCCCAUCCUCGGUGCUGUGAUGCUUGUGGCAGCGCUUUUGAUUUUUUUGUGGAGGACGAAAAUAUUUGCCAGAAAGUCCAAUGUUGGAGGAGCGAAAAGUCAAAAGGCAAACUCUCUGUUAUUUGAAUUUGAGACACUGAAGGUUGCAACCAACAACUUCUCGGACGCAAACAAGCUUGGAGAAGGGGGAUUUGGACCAGUUUAUAAGGGCGUACUAUCAGGUGGCCGGGAAAUAGCUGUGAAAAGACUCGCAAGAAGCUCACAGCAAGGAUUUGCAGAGCUAAGAAACGAGGUUGCUUUUGUUGCUAAGCUUCAGCAUAGAAAUCUUGUGAGGCUCAUCGGUUUUUGCUCGGAAGAAGAGAAGCUACUCGUCUAUGAGUUCCUCCCAAACAGAAGCCUAGACAAAAUUUUGUUUGAUCCCACAAAAUGUGGUCAACUAAACUGGGAAAGGCGAUACAAGAUCAUCGAAGGGAUUGCAAGAGGACUUCUUUACCUUCACGAGGAUUCCCGCCUAAGGAUUAUUCAUCGAGAUCUAAAACCCGGUAAUAUCUUGCUAGAUCAGCACAUGAACCCCAAGAUAUCUGACUUUGGUCUUUCAAAGCUGUUGGUCGACCAAGAUAGAUCAAAAGAGAGUGCUAGCCGAAUAGUUGGAACAAACGGAUACAUUGCUCCAGAGUAUGCUUUGCAUCGGCACUUCUCGGACAAAUCAGAUGUGUACAGCUACGGAAUGUUGGUGCUGGAGAUUAUAACUGGUCGAAGAAUCAGCGAGUUUCAUGGAUCAGGUCAUCGCGCAAACCUGCAGAGCUAUGCAUGGAAGUACUGGAACAAAGGGAAGGCGUUGCAGAUAGUGGAUCAAAACUUAUUUGGCAUGUUUCAAAGGGAAGAAGCUUUGAGAUGCAUACGCACGGCGUUACUGUGCGUUCAAGAAAACCCCUCGAAGAGACCCACCAUAGGAUCGGUUGUUUUCAUGCUAAGCAGUUCCUCGAUGACUACUCCAUCUCUUUCUGCUCCUGGGUUUCUCAACGAGAGAAGUGGAACCACUGAUUCAAAUGAAUCCACAGGAAAUAGGUCUCCAGAAAUCAAGAACGAGAGAGAAGGCAGUUCAACGUCAAUAAAUGAAGUCUCAAUUACUGUAUUGGAACCUCGACAAUAGACAGUCACAGAUCUUGCUUCAUGUUGAAACACAGUAGCUGGUUUGGCUGGUCGACAAUGGAACAGUGUAUUCGUUGAGAUUAGAAAGUGAAACUUUCGAUAGCAUUAGCUCUCACAGUAUCUAAAUUGAAGUUUGCAUUCAA